Molecule: messenger RNA, 1646 nt
Organism: Phyllotreta striolata
Lineage: Eukaryota; Metazoa; Arthropoda; Insecta; Coleoptera; Chrysomelidae
Source: the annotation of a GenBank genome assembly
AGUUCUAUUGCUAGGCUGCCACGGACAUUUCUCUUUGCCGUUCGCACUUCCGCCGAAAACGAGCAGCGCAAUUAGCACCGAAUAUCUCAACGACUUCAUCCCGAGCGAGUCGAUAGAGCAGUACCAGCCGGGAGUAAGUACCUCAAGAGUCACGGAGUAAAAACUAAGACUCCCCGGGGUACUUGCGGCACUUUUAUGCCGAGCUGCAUCGCUUCGAAAUCCAUCGGUUUCGAGUGUACAUGCGGGUAGGAGCGAGCGAAAAUCGACCGAUCAAUUUCGCACGUUCGGACCGAUGGAGGAUGUAACAUCACAACAAAUUGAAAUGGUUAUUUUUAAAAGUAACGCCGCGAUUUUAUCGAAGGAAUGAUGUAAUUUAAUGGUGCUUUGUACAUUUUUUUUAUAUCCGCUAAAUUGGUGCGUAUGGUAAUGUUUAGGUGCUUGGUAAAAUGAGGAAAAAUAAUUAACUACGAAAUUAAUAAAGUUUUUUCUUAGAUUUUUUUUUCGGUUAUAAUUGGAUGAAAAAAUUAAAAUAGUUUUAAGUAGCCGCAAUACGCCGCAUCGCAAGCGCCGCUAUAUUUGGCGGAAUUAAAUAAAGCCAACUAAAAAUUGUCUGGCAACGGAUCCUUCCUCCAGGAACAUUUUAAAAAUAGACAGCUGGACAAUUCUGGGCCGCUUGGCUACAAUGACACAUUUUUUUCCUUAUCGCACGCUGACCGCCGACAUGUCCGAUCAGCAAUUCGUACUGCGAUGGCACUACCACGAAUCGACGCUGGUGCACAUCCUGCCGUACUUCCUCGACGCCGACAUCCUCACCGACGUCACCAUCGCCGUCGAGAACCGCGAGAUCAGGGCCCACAAAAUGGUACUGGCCAUGUGUAGUGUGUAUUUCCUCCAGCUGUUUCAGGAGUUGAAAUGUACACAUCCGGUAGUGGUGUUGCACAACGUCGGUUUCGAUGAGAUUAAGGCCGUUUUGUCGUUUAUGUACAAGGGCCAGUGCGUGGUGUCGCAGGACCAAUUGCCCAGUUUGCUGAGCGUCGCGAAACUUCUAAAAAUCCAAGGGCUUUGUGAUAUGAAGGUACCUGAAGCUCGACAACGAAUUAGCAUACCUAACGAAUCGACUGAGAAACUAUACGAAGAGGAGUUCAACAGGACAACGCAGUACGUCGAACAGCCGGAGAAUCUCGAAUUCAAAAGCAGAAUGCCCAAUAACGCGCCUGCAGAGAUCAAAUUCGACGAACAUCCAGCUUAUAAACCAGCGGAUUAUUUCAACGAUUCGGCUGUUGUACCGCUGGAACCGAUUCCUCAUUGUCCGUACCCGAGGAAAUGCCCGAUCGCCGUGAAGGAACCCAGGGAAUCCUCGGAGACUUGCAAGUGUUUCCUGUGCGGUAAAUACCUGAGCAAUCAGUAUAACUUGAGGGUGCACAUGGAGACCCACGAGGAGGCCUACCACGCCUGCCAGUCGUGUCCGCACGUCUCCAGGAGCAGGGACGCUCUCAGGAAGCACGUGUCCUAUAGGCAUCCCGAAGAGUAUCACAACAGGAAACGGAAAAAAAUCGAUAUUUCACAAUGAAAUUUUAAAUAUUAAUAAACGAUGUGAUUUGAUUAACAUUUAUUUGUGCUUCAUUGAAUGCUGGGGAAAAUCUCAA